GGGGCGCCUACUUACUCCGCUCCCGUAGACGAGUAUUUAAAAGAGUUGUAAAUUGUUCUUAUAGCAUAGAAGCAUUUAGAGCCUUGUUAAGUCAAACUGCUUGUUGGAUUGUCUUCGUGAAAAAUGAAGAACUGCCUAGCUUUUGUCGUCUGUGUGAUGGUCGUGUCCGCUCGAACCUACUGGCAUAGGUCGAGAAACGCAGAUCCAGUGACUCCAGAGUGGGAUAAGCUAUCAGAAACGUGGCUGAAGUGGGAUGAGAUACCGCUGACAGUGAGCGAUGCCGUAGCAAAGGGCUGGGGUUUGCGUGAUAAGUGCCAGGCCAGAGCAUAUUUUCAAGGUCAUCGAUACAUUCGCGACGGGGACUUGACGUUGAUGCUGCUAUUUGAUGCAAACGACAAAAUUGCCGGAAUUCAAACUGGAAUUGCAAAAUCAAUUGUGGAGCCAAUGGGGUUGCCAUGGAGGCAAGAAGACGACUCUUACGUCGUCACCGCUUACUUCAAGGAUCCAAGUCUAAUUUGCUCUGAUAAACAUAACUCCAAAGCCAAAUACAUCGGUGAUAGACUUUUGAUCCAAAACAGUUCAAAGUCAAACGGAUUUGUCCGGGUCCCUUUGCUCGAGCGCGGUCUAUUAGGUGGAGUGUGGACUGAGGGAGAGUGCUUCUGGACGAUGGGCAAACUGUACUGGUAUGACCUGCCAAAUGUGUCUGACUGCAAUUCACUAUUGCCUGUAUUUUUGAUGUACACGAACGGAGUCUUGAACGGAUUUGGCUGGAUAUUGCCGUACAAAGUUGACAACCCAAGAUUUGUGCAUCCAACAAAUGUAUCUUUCCCGUAUUUGUUCAAGGGAGGUACCAUUCCAGCCUGUUUUUGGACCGCUGAUCAUCUGUCGAUGAUGCAUCUCUACUUGGAUUCCAACCCCUUUUUUAACAUUUGCUAGAAAGACGUUUCAUGAGUAUUACACAGUAGUUUGCACCGUUGAUUGUUCAGAAAUAUUUGCACUUUUUUCCCAUUAAAGUGUUUUCUCUACAUAAUUAAAUGUUUUGAAAAGGUAUAUCACAAACACUCACGGGGAACGUUUUGGUUUGCAUUCAUUUCAUUGGUAGUAAUGUCAUUUCUAUCACUAUUCUUCAGUUUGUCAAACUUUCCCCUUGGAACUGUAAAAGCAAGUGAUCUGUCGUUGAUCAAAUAUAGAAAUUAACAACA
Messenger RNA from Stylophora pistillata, 1202 nucleotides. RefSeq lists its product as uncharacterized. NCBI's taxonomy places the organism in Eukaryota, Metazoa, Cnidaria, Anthozoa, Scleractinia, Pocilloporidae. The record is from RefSeq and is a predicted model, not a curated record.